Messenger RNA from Corapipo altera (White-ruffed manakin), 1688 nucleotides. It is a transcript of the gene TMEM268, whose product is annotated as transmembrane protein 268. The coding region runs from base 514 to 1542 and encodes 342 amino acids. The transcript has 10 exons. The record is from RefSeq and is a predicted model, not a curated record. Lineage: Eukaryota; Metazoa; Chordata; Aves; Passeriformes; Pipridae.
UUGUCUCCUUGCAUGGAAGAAACAACUUCUCCAGCACUUGAAGCUGCUCUGGAGGGUCCAUCUGACCACGUGCCUGAGCCUUCUGCUUUUCUCCUGGAGUUGCUGGAGAGGAAACUUGCUCCCUCUCAGCCCAGCCUCCUGGUAUGAGGAGGGCUACAGUUCCUGCCCUGCGUGUUAUCCCUGUUCCUCUGGGCUUUGACGUGACCUUUUGCCAAAUUUCUGCUUGGCUGAUCAAGGAGGAGGAGGAGGAGGAGAGACUUCUGUGACACUGCACAGGCUUCAGGGUCCAGCUCCAGCUCUGGCCCCCCACCCUGCCAAAGGGCUAAAAAAAAAAUGCCUCCUGGCUCGUGGAAAGCAGGAUCUCGAGGGAGGCAGCAGUGGGAGUGUGAGUGAGGGUUUCACAGUCUGCUGGCUGCUGGGGGGGCUGAGCUGGUGCUUCUCAGCAGGGAGAGAGAUAAAUGCUGAAUUUCUCACACCACAACAGAGAAUCCCUCAGGGAGAGGCACCUCCAACAUGGCCCAGAAAAGCCAAACUGGCAGGACUGGGAAAAAUGGGUCCUCCCUCCUCUACUGUAAGAGUGAUUUAAAGGAAGAAUCCCUGCAGUGGGUGACAGAACCCCUCAAAGACCAGGUGCUCCUGGUGCUCAGCAUGGACAACACCUGCUCCACCUCCUCCUUUGACAUGGAGCUUUGUGCAGAGAAGCUGAAGGCCCUGGGGGUCCAGGUGCCAUUGGAUCAGUGGAAAAACUUGAUCCAGGAUGGUGUCCUGAAGCCUGAAGUGAGGAGGUACAUGUUCUACAACUCACGGGCAUUCCAGAUUGCCAUCGCCGUGAUUUUCUACAUGUCUCUCUGGACAAACUUUUACUCCACGGUCCAGCUGUGUUCCUUUGGACGCUACUGGGUGUCCAGUGUGCUGGUGACCCUGGCUGCUGUGGCAGUCACUGUACUGGUCAUACUGGUCAUUGAUCGGCGCCAGAGGAAGAUAAACGUGAACACAGAUGUGAGGCUGGCAGCUGUCAAUGAAAUCUUUAUCAAGCACAGUUUAAUUCUGGGGAUUACAGAUGUCCUGGAGGGGCCACACAACAUCCUACAACUGUGGUUUGUGCACUUCAGCCCCGAGCGCUGCCUGCAGGCCCUGUCCUCCCACCUCACCCACCUGCAGAGCACUGCACAGGCAGGAUUGAGGCACAGGCUGGACAAGCUCUGUGUGGUCAUGGAGGCAGCAGUUCAGCCCGACCUGGGGACAGAGGAUGAGGAGGCUCCACGUGAAGAGUCCCCUCUUUUAUCCAGUGGGGAGAACCUGAAUAAAAAGCCUGUGACAUGCAAUGAGCUGCUCUGCCUCGUCCCUGAGGGCCCACCAGAGGCCAUGGCCCAGCAGCUCCUGGUGAUCUUCAGCGGGUGCUACGUCCGGCUCCUGGUCACGGGGCAGCUCCCUGGGGCCGUGGCAGGAGGGCACCUGGAGCACAGCACCGUGCCCUGUCUGUGCCAGUUCAUCCAGACCACCGUGCUCGACUCACACCAGAGCUGGUUCAGGGGCAGGUGACCCCCAGAGGGGGCUGGAAAACACCAAAAUAAAAGCUGUCCCUCCACACCAGUGGGGCAGAAGGGAGGGCUGUGAUCCCUCAUCCUGGAUUUACCCAGAUGGACAUGUGGAAGUAGGACUCCAAUAAAACAUGCAGGACACUCACA